Ilex paraguariensis (yerba mate) is the source of this 987-nucleotide messenger RNA. Lineage: Eukaryota; Viridiplantae; Streptophyta; Magnoliopsida; Aquifoliales; Aquifoliaceae. The record is from the annotation of a GenBank genome assembly.
AUGGAAAAUUCCGGCGAGCAAUUCGACGUAAUUGUCAUUGGAGCAGGCAUCAUGGGCAGCUCCACAGCUUACCAAACCUCCAAAAGGGGUCACAAGACCCUCCUUCUUGAGCAAUUCGAUUUCUUGCACCACCGUGGCUCCUCCCACGGUGAGUCACGAACUCUACGAGCUACCUACCCCGAAGACUAUUACUCCCGCUUGGUCAUUGAAUCAUCACAUCUUUGGGAAGAAGCCGAAUCCGAAAUUGGCUACAAAGUCUACUUCAAGUCUCCCCAAUUCGACAUGGGCCUUUCCGACGACAAGAGCCUACGAGCCGUCAUCGCCAGCUGCCGUAAAAACUCGAUACCCCACCGGGUACUCGACCAACGCCAAGUUCAUGAAGAAUUCUCCGGCAGGAUACAACUGGCGGAGAAUUGGGUUGGUGUGUUAAGCGACCUUGGUGGUGUAAUUAAGCCCACAAAAGCAGUGUCAAUGUUUCAAACACUUGCACUGAAAAAUGGUGCUGUACUUAGAGACAACAGUGAAGUGUUUGACAUUAAAAAAGAUGAUGUGAGAGAUGGUGUUUUCGUGUGUACUAGGAAUGGUGAAAGUUUUUGGGGAAGAAAAUGUGUUGUGACAGUUGGGGCUUGGAUGAACAAGUUAGUUCAAUCAGUUACAGGCCUAGUACUACCCAUACAACCAUUGGAAACCUGUGUUUGUUACUGGAAAAUCAAGCAAGGGCACGAGGAGGAAUUCACAAUCCAAGGAGGUUUUCCGACGUUUGCAAGCUACGGUGAGCCUUACAUAUACGGAACCCCAUCACUGGAGUUCCCGGGAUUGAUCAAGAUUCCUGUGCACGGUGGCCAGCGGUGUGAGCCGGACAAGAGGACAUGGUCACCAGCGCCAAUGAUAUUGGAUUCACUGAGACAAUGGAUUCGGGAAAGAUUCGGGGACCGAGUCGACUCGACCGGACCAGCAUCAAACAACAGAUUUGGACGACUGGAUUGA